Lathyrus sativus (Indian pea) is the source of this 363-nucleotide messenger RNA. Lineage: Eukaryota; Viridiplantae; Streptophyta; Magnoliopsida; Fabales; Fabaceae. The record is from the annotation of a GenBank genome assembly.
AUGGGAGUUUUCACAUUCGUCCUCAACAAAACUGGCGCUGAAUGGAGCGCAAAGCAACACUCUGGUGACAUUGAGGCCUCCGCCGCCUCUACAUUUGAGAUCCAACGGAAGCUUGUUCAGGCUGCUCUCGCAGUCGAUUCAACCGGCGGUGUUCAGUCAUCUUAUUCUCCAGUCUCUCCCUCAUCUGCAGUCUUCCAGGUGAUAGUUGGCGGUGCUGUAUUUGUUGGAGGUGGUGCUGCUGCAGCUGCUCCUGCAGGAGGUGCUGCCCCAGCUGCCGAUGCCGCCCCUGCUGCCUCAAAGAAAGAAGAGAAGGUUGAGGAAGAGGAGGAAGAUGACGAUAUGGGAUUCUCACUCUUCGAUUAG